UCACGACCAUUUCUCUCUUCAGUUUUUUACUCUCUGGUUGGGAGGAAAAAACUUUGACUGGAUUCUCCUCGGGUACUCGGGAACAUCAGAGACAGACAGUUGCAGAGGCACAUCCUCCAAGACAUCACUGGAUCGUAAGCUUCUGUUGUGGACGCAGACUACAGUAAUCUCUCGGUAAUUAGGAGACCUGCAGCUGUGACACUGCAAUGAGCUCACUCAGGCUGUUAUUUUUGUCGCACGCCCUCCUCCUCCUCCUCGUCCUGCACGUCGUCCACCUUUCCCACCAGUUAGAGGACAACAAGAUCCCUCCCAGUCUGUGCACUGGUCAGCCUGGAAUACCGGGCUCUCCUGGAGUUCAUGGAAGUCUAGGUCAGCCAGGGAGAGACGGGAGGGACGGGAGAGAUGCUGCUCCGGGGGAGAAGGGACAGAAAGGGGACGGAGGAGUUCCAGGUGAGACAGGAGUGCGAGGCCUGACUGGUGACAGAGGCGACCUGGGAGGAAAGGGUGAGAAGGGUCAGGCAGGAGAGUGUGCUGUGGCCCCUAAAUCAGCCUUCAGUGCCAAAGUCUCUGAGGGCCAAACGUUACCGCUCACUGCUGGCAACGCAGUUUCCUUCAACAAGAUCGUGCUGAAUGAGCAGGGCGACUACAACCCUGAGACCGGACGCUUCACCUGCAGAGUCCCCGGAGUUUACUACUUCGCCGUCCAUGCCACGGUUUACAGAGCCAGUCUGCAGUUUGACCUGAUGAAGAACGGACACUCCGUGGCGUCUUAUUUCCAGUUUUUUGGAAACUGGCCCAAACCGGCGUCUCUGUCGGGCGGCUCCAUGCUCCACCUUGUCCCCGGAGAUCAGGUGUGGGUCCAGAUGGCUCUGUCAGAGUACAAUGGCUUUUACUCCAGCACCAAGACGGACAGCACCUUCACUGGCUUCCUGGUGUACUCUGACUGGAAAAACUCUGCGGUGUUUGCAUGACAUGACAACAGACAACGCAAAGUGAUGCUUCCCCGCGGGUGAUGAACAAAAACACGUUUUUUAUGCUCCUUUUAUUCUCCUAAUUGAGACUUUCUGGAGUUAAUUGGCUGUAAUGUGACACACACACACAUACGUGUCUCUCUUUACUUAGACAUCAUUCAUUCCAUAGUCUCGUACUCCAACAUUAACCAUCUACCACCCUUUAAAUUGUCCUCACAGCCUAUUAAAGACACAUGUGCGUGUGUGUGUGCGCACACCCGUUAAUGUAACUUGAAUGGCACAUACUGUACUGGUGAAGUGUGAGGUUCACACACUGAGCUGUAAUGUUUAUUCUCCACUUGUAGUUUUUAAACCGUUGCGACAGUUAAAUCGUUCUCCAGAUGUUAAAACAGCAGACUCCGGCCAACAGGCCACCAAAAACAGCUGUUGCGCUAUUAUCAUUAUUAUUAUUAUUAUCAUUAUUGCACUUUGCGUCUCACUGACUUCUGCUCACUGAACAUGAAAUAAACAGUUUGGGGUUGUUGUUUUUUUUUAAAACA
Solea solea (common sole) is the source of this 1510-nucleotide messenger RNA. RefSeq names its product C1q and TNF related 5 (gene c1qtnf5). Lineage: Eukaryota; Metazoa; Chordata; Actinopteri; Pleuronectiformes; Soleidae. The record is from RefSeq and is a predicted model, not a curated record. Gene Ontology annotation, molecular function: protein binding. The transcript is spliced from 4 exons. Bases 207 to 971 code for a protein of 254 amino acids.